Molecule: messenger RNA, 441 nt
Organism: Magnolia sinica
Lineage: Eukaryota; Viridiplantae; Streptophyta; Magnoliopsida; Magnoliales; Magnoliaceae
Product: auxin-responsive protein SAUR41-like
Exons: 2
Coding region: 1-441 (146 amino acids)
Biological process (GO): response to auxin
Source: RefSeq, a predicted model, not a curated record
AUGCUACUGUCAGAUGUGGUUGGGGAAGAACUUUCGGUCAAACCGGUCUACAAAGUCCUCCCAUGUCCAAACAAAAUCAAGCCCAACAGCAUUCGGCGCCGAUUCGUGAUCCCGUCCGGCAACCUCGCGGUUUACAUUGGGGCUGAGCAGUGCCGGUUCGUGAUCCCAACCCAGUUCCUCAACCUCCCGAUUUUCGUCUCCCUCCUGAAGAAAGUAGAAGAGGAGUUCAGAUUCCAGACGUGCAGUAGCCUGCUUUUGCCCUGUGAGGUGGGUUUUUUCAAAGGGGUUUUAAAGAUUCUUGAGAAGGGCGAGCAGAGAUUCUAUGGAGUAGAACUAGAAGAGGUUUUUAAGACUUUUUUCGAGGUUAGUUUUGAUCCUUGCAAGGAAAUGAUGGGAUCUUGCCAUGGCUUCACGCACCUGUUGCAGAAGACUAGGGUUUAA